Messenger RNA from Racocetra fulgida, 140 nucleotides. NCBI's taxonomy places the organism in Eukaryota, Fungi, Glomeromycota, Glomeromycetes, Diversisporales, Gigasporaceae. The record is from the annotation of a GenBank genome assembly.
CUCAUGAUAAUUAUAUUGAAACAAAUCUGCCUAUAUAUUUUACAACUAAAAAAAGAGUUUUUAAAACUAAUAAAUAUAAAAAAUUGCCAAAAAUAAGUUUAGAAAAAAAACUAAUUAGAGAAAUAGAAAUUAAUUUGUAA